Molecule: messenger RNA, 344 nt
Organism: Oncorhynchus kisutch (coho salmon)
Lineage: Eukaryota; Metazoa; Chordata; Actinopteri; Salmoniformes; Salmonidae
Product: eukaryotic translation initiation factor 3 subunit H-like
Exons: 2
Coding region: 56-328 (90 amino acids)
Molecular function (GO): metallopeptidase activity; protein binding
Source: RefSeq, a predicted model, not a curated record
GGUGCACCAUGUCCCACCCUCUCUUUCCUCCCUCUUUUUUUCGGCGUGUUUCAGAAUGGCUACUCGCAAGGAAACACCGUCGACACCAACCGCCCCGAUGGCUUCCACGUCUCCGGGAGCGACUUUAGAUUCACCUGUGAAACAGAUUCAGAUCGAGGGGCUGGUGGUCCUGAAGAUGAUCAAACAUUACCAGGAGGAGGGUCAGGGCAGUGAGGUGGUUCAGGGUGUACUACUGGGCCUGGUAGUGGAGGACAGGUUAGAGAUCACCAACUGUUUCCCCUUCCCUCAACACACCGAGGACGACGCCGACUUCGACGAAGGUACGUGAGAACACUGGGUUUGUG